Molecule: messenger RNA, 1506 nt
Organism: Penicillium cataractarum
Lineage: Eukaryota; Fungi; Ascomycota; Eurotiomycetes; Eurotiales; Aspergillaceae
Product: putative clock controled protein (Ccg-8)
Exons: 2
Coding region: 1-1506 (501 amino acids)
Biological process (GO): endoplasmic reticulum unfolded protein response; regulation of transcription by RNA polymerase II; phospholipid biosynthetic process
Cellular component (GO): nucleus; endoplasmic reticulum
Molecular function (GO): transcription corepressor activity
Source: RefSeq, a predicted model, not a curated record
AUGCAGGCCGAUAAACCUUCUGGUCCCAUCGCCACUGUCCCAGACUCACCGGCUUCCUCGAAUCCGAAUAAACCGCCCGCUUCUUCUUCUUAUCUGGCAACCACCAUCGGAGGCACGACUGCUCCUCCACCUCUACAUCCUCCACACCUACCAGCCCUACAUAAUGCCCAUCCCGCCGUGAUGGAUCUCGAUACGACUACCACGGACGAUCGUUCUCGUCGUGCUACCAGCGUGAUCUCUAUGGAUGACCUCGAGGCUGCUCAAGCCCUCGAAGGUCUUCGCUCUGAUUUUGGUCAAUCCCCACGAGUAUCGCGACAGACACUGCCAGCAGCAACGCCAGACCCACCACAGCCAGAGCCGCUCUUGUCGCUACUCACUUCUUCUCACCCGCUAAUUUCCUCCGCUAUCAACGGCUCCGUUUCCGCUUACACCACCUCGAAAUCGUACUCGGCCCGUUUCAAGUCUGGAGCUGAGUUCAUCGAGCGCAACAUUGGUUCGCCAGUCGCAAAUACAGUUGGAACGGUCGGUCGCAAGACGGGUGUUGAGAGUGGUCUGCGCUGGGCAUUGCAACGGCGAGAAUCCGGGUCGGAGGCCAAGCCCUCCAGCAAGCGCCGCAAGGUGAGCGGUGAGGCUGGGUCGCAAAAAGUGGACGAGGAAAAGGGACAGGAGAACGAGAUGACGCCGGCACGUACUCGUAGUUCGUCGGAUCUAUCUAUGGCGGAAACCCUGCCGCCAUAUGAUGAGAUGCGAUCACCCCGCUACGAGGAGAAACCCGGCAGACAGACACCGCCAACAUGGCAAAGUCGACUAGUUAUCUCAACGUCGGGAUUGGGAGUCGCAAUGAGCGAGGAGUCGUUGCGCAGCUUGCAGUAUUGUCUAACUUGGCUUCGCUGGGCGAAUGGACGUCUUGGGCGAGCCAUUGUCGCACUCCAGAAUGCUAUGACGGAAUGGGAGAACCACAAGCAGCAAUCGCAGACUGAUCUCGAAAGUGGGGACCGUUCUGAGAGCGCUUCUCUCUUGACCCAACGCAUUCAAGCUGUCAAGGCAGAUGUCCUCUCCACGUUGAAGCAAGUGGUCGACGUCGUGUCCAAGUACGCUGGGGGUGCUCUGCCAGAGAAUGCUCGACACCUGGUCCGACGACACCUCACAUCUCUUCCCCACCGAUUCCAGAUGGCAAGCACAUCUCAACCACCUCCCGACUCACCUGCUGCCUCCUCCGAUGCAACCGUCGGUGCUCACCGCAUCUUGGUUCUCGCUAAUGAAGGCCUCGACAUCUUGGGCCAGGUCAGCGGUGUGGUCAACGAUACCCUCGUCAGUGCUGAGCACUGGUGUGAGCGCCUGGGACGCAAGCGCCCCGAAAACAAAGCCGCACCGGAUGCGGAGAAACAAAACAAUAUGCCUUCCCCGCCAGACGCCCAGAUGUACGGUGCGGAUGUCAAGCAGCCCAUUGUCACCCAGUCAGCGCCCCAGGAGGAUGUGCAGAUGACUGGAACGGAGAAGACGUGA